GUGGUGAUGAUGGUGAUGGUGGUGGUCAUCACCUGUCUGCUGAACCACUACCGCCUAUCAGCACGCUCCCUCCUCUCCAGACACGCCCCCGCACGCAGCAGACACCUGCCAUUGGCCAACGAGGGGAGUCUGUGGUCUUCUGAGGCUCCGGGGACAAACAGCGGUCUAAACGAGCACCAGGUGUACAACCCUCGCCCUCCAGACAGAGUCUACCUGCAGAGGGAGCCUCAGCACACCCACUCUCAGACCCAGUCCCAGUCCCAGACCCAGUCCCAGUCCCUGCCUCCGCUGCAGUCCCAGCGCUUCCAGCACACCUACGCUCCGAGUCGCUUCCAGCCGACGUACCCCUACCUGCCCCAGAGCCUCAUCGACCUCCCCCCCACCAUCUGCCUCUCGGACGGGGAGGAGCCUCCGCCCUACCAGGGACCCUGCACCCUGCAGCUCCGAGACCCAGAGCAACAGAUGGAGCUGAACCGCGAGUCGGUCCGAGCGCCGCCCAACAGAACAGUGUUCGACUCCCAUCCCAUCACCCCGUCCAGCUCCUGUCUGCAGGCCAGUCUGCAGGCUCCUCCUCCGAGCGUCCAUUCGGGGGUCAGUGUUCUAGAAGCCCAGGAGGCCUCGUCCCGGCAUCAGAAGCAGGGCUCUCGAGUGGAGGGAGCUCCUCCGACCUACAGCGAGGUGAUCGGACACUACUACCACCCGACCUCCCACAACCACCGGACUGUGUCGUCCCCGCCCCCGUCCUCGCUCAUACACGGCCUGCUCCGACCGCCGCCACAGCAGCGGGGAAACGUGGACAACAGGAACGCGAGGAAUACGAAGGAGAAAUCCCAGAAGCCCCAGCAGGUGUGA
Molecule: messenger RNA, 852 nt
Organism: Anoplopoma fimbria (sablefish)
Lineage: Eukaryota; Metazoa; Chordata; Actinopteri; Perciformes; Anoplopomatidae
Product: protein TMEPAI-like
Biological process (GO): negative regulation of transforming growth factor beta receptor signaling pathway
Cellular component (GO): early endosome membrane; Golgi membrane
Molecular function (GO): R-SMAD binding
Source: RefSeq, a predicted model, not a curated record